CCGGUCUUCGCGAUGGGCCAUCUCCAUCAAUGGAUCUUUUUUGUCAUUCAAUUCCUCGGGAAUGCCUUGGCGCCAACCUCUUUCAUCAGGUCAAAAUAUCCGGUUCAAGGUUGUCUACGGAGUACGUUCUUGACUGCAACACAACGAGGCAUAUUCAACCUGCAUGAGCUGGAGAUUCCAUAGGAGGCCGCGCUACAGAGGAGAGCGGCGGGAAACGACGAACUAGUUUGACAGGUCACAAAACACUAAACCUGUCAAACAUGACAACUUGACAAGCAUGGAAGUUGCUGGCAACGACGCAUCUCAACGGGGAAAGUGUCAAACAAUGGACUCCCCAGCUUCAACGGACAACGUUGUUGUCGGGUCCCGAAUCCCGAACACCUCCAUCCAGUCUCGUGAAUGUCCCCGACUCUCGACUUUGGAGGAUUCUUCCUGUUCAAGACAUGGGACCGGGGCCCAGCCAUGCGGGCCAGUCGUUGAACACUUGUGGAGAAAACCCUUUCCAGCUGCAGCGAGUCGAGGCCAUUCACGUUCCCUUGCAGAUUGGGGAUCCCAUCCGCUCCAGUCGACACGAACGGACACCCCACACCAAAAGGCCCAGAAAGCUUUUGCAGACCUGCGGACUCUGCACUACAUCGCGCGAUCGUCCACGCAGCGGCUACGCAACCGCAACCUUCAAUCCUCGCGGCGAUUUUCUUCAACCCACCAGAAUUUUUAUCAGAUCAAGACAUCCCUGUCACCACGGAUCAUUGCUCCGAGAUCGGUGCAUGGGCCGACGUUGAGCUAAUGUGCCACAUGGAGGCGUUCAAGCGUUUCAAGGAGAUCGACGUCAAACACUGCACGGAAUGCUUGCUUAACUGCGCGACACACAGCCGCCAUGGCCCCGGUGUAUUGUAGCACGCUGAGACGUGAACCGGGGCGGAUGCGAGCCCG
Messenger RNA from Colletotrichum phormii, 933 nucleotides. RefSeq lists its product as uncharacterized. The transcript has a single exon. The coding region runs from base 278 to 787 and encodes 169 amino acids. NCBI's taxonomy places the organism in Eukaryota, Fungi, Ascomycota, Sordariomycetes, Glomerellales, Glomerellaceae. The record is from RefSeq and is a predicted model, not a curated record.